Messenger RNA from Zingiber officinale, 927 nucleotides. RefSeq names its product phenylcoumaran benzylic ether reductase Pyrc5-like. Lineage: Eukaryota; Viridiplantae; Streptophyta; Magnoliopsida; Zingiberales; Zingiberaceae. The record is from RefSeq and is a predicted model, not a curated record. Bases 1 to 927 code for a protein of 308 amino acids. The transcript is spliced from 6 exons.
AUGGGUGAAAGAGAAGAAAAGAGUAAGAUUUUAAUAAUUGGAGGAACGGGACGCGUUGGAAGUCUUAUCGUCGCGUGCGAGCUAGCAUCAAAGCAAGCCACCCCACCUUCCUCCUCGUGCGGCCAUCCACCAUCGUUCUUGAUUCAUGGAAGUCUAAGCUCGUUAACUCUUUCAAGAGGGAAGGCGCCACCAUUCUCUACGUAUGGGGAUUUAGGCGACUAUGAUAGUUUGAAAAGAGCUAUCAAGCAAGUGGACGUGGUCAUCUCUGCAGUAGGGCAUGAAGGUCGAUCAGAAGUUAAGGGCCAGUUGAUGCUCCUUGAUGCCAUCCAACAAGCUGGAAACAGAUUCUACCCAUCAGAGUUUGGCAACGAUUUGGAACAAGUCCGACUUGUGGAACCAGCCAAGUCGAUGCUCGCUCAUAAACUAGUGCUGAGGCAAGCCAUGAGGGAGAAGGGCAUCCCUCACACCAUCGUCUGCAACUUCUUCUUCCAUGGCUUCUACCUCCCCCGGCUCGGCCAAGCAGAAGCAACUUCGGCUCACACUGAUGGUAAGGUAUUCAUCUCAGGCGAUGGCAACACCAAAGCCAUCUUCGUGAACGAAGUUGAUGUUGCAAAAUACACCAUCAGAUCUGUGGACGAUCCAGUGACUCUAAACAAAGUAUUGUACGUGAGGCCUCAUGCUGAUAGAACAAUUUUAGCAUCAUUGAUCCCUCCAUUGUUUAAAGAGGAUUCCGUAAUGCCUGAUUCGAUGAUGGUGAUGUUGAUUUCUCCGCUAAGAGAGGAUUCUGUAAUGCUGAGUUUGGUGAUGGUGAAAGAUUAUGCUGCCGAUGCCUCCACCAAGAGAGAUUCCACAAUGCCGAGUUCGGUGAACGUUUCGAGUGGAUCGACCUCUCGUACUAAUCAUUGCCAAUGGAUCAACCUCCCAUAA